AUGGUAGUAAAGCCGCGCACCGAUCGUCCUAUCGCCAUAAUCGGCGCAGGAGUCAUGGGCCGGCGUAUUGCCUGUGUUUUCGUGGCAGCCGGAUACAAUCUGCAUAUCUACGAUAUUGCGGCCAAAGUGGUCGACUCGGCAGUGUUGUUCGUUGACGCGCACAAAGAGGAAUUCUCCUUGAUGCCACGGAUCAGCAAGGAGAAAGAGGAAAUCGGCGGUGUGGAGAAUGAGAACGAUACAAAGAGAGAAACCCAAACGGCAAUCACCAAGAUCGAUCUGGAAUCCUACAAGCAGGCUCCAUUCGGUUCUUGUAAUACAUUUACCGAGCUUGAGCCGGCGGUGCGUGAUAUUUGGCUCGUUGUGGAAGUUGUGCCAGAAAAGCUGGAGCUCAAGAGAGAGAUAUUGGCGGAGCUUGAUGCUAAGACGCCGUCGGAUUGCGUUUUUGCGUCGAAUAGCUCGUCGUUUAAAUCUAGUUUGCUGAGCUCGAAGGUCUCGCCGGAGCGGAGGAAGAAGGUUCUCAAUGUUCAUUUCACGAUGCCGCCUUCUAUUCGGACUGUGGAGCUUAUGACCAAUGGUGAGACUGAUCCGAAAAUAGUGACUUACUUGGAAGAUGUGCUAGGGGAGUGUGGUAUGUUGCCAGUAACUGCUCGUCGUGAAUCAACCGGAUUCGUCUUCAAUCGGCUCUGGGCCGCCGUCAAACGCGAAAUUGUCCAAAUCCUCUCCGAAGGCGUCAGCGACCCCAGCGAAAUCGAUCUACUCUGGGAACACAUGUUCAAAAACGGACCGUUGCCCUGCCAGCUCAUGGAUCAGAUUGGUCUUGACAAGGUCGCCUUUACCGAAGAGACCUAUGUAAAUGAGCGUGGCUUGGACAGCGAAGGAACAAUUGACUGGCUUCAGAAAGAAUACAUCGACCAAGGUAGACUGGGAAGAAAGAGUGAGAAAGGCGGCCUAUAUCCACCACUUACGCGGUCCGCAACACACAAGACGACACCAUCGAAUCCACAAUCUGCGGCUAAGGAUAUCUACGUAUUGGACGUAGGACUUGGCUCUAACUCAAGGGACGUGUCUCAAGUUCAUCACAAUGGAAAGAUAUUGCGUUGGAACCUGGCAACACAGAGAUUGACUCCUGUUAUGGUUGGGCAAAAUCUGCCCGAUGGAAUCGACGUCUCUCUCAGCACACAACGAAUCUUCUGGACAAAUAUGGGCCGCAGCACUGCCGCCAAAGAUGGAACUGUCUGGUCGGCGAAUAUCGAUGGAAGCUAUAUUAGUUGCCUUGUACCACAGGGCCAAGUGCAUACCCCGAAGCAGAUCGCAGCGCUUGACGCUCGGCAGGAGGUAUACUUCUGUGACAGGGAGGGCACUAGCGUACACCGUUGUAAAUUCGACGGAAGCAACCACGAUAUCCUCAUGCAGCGGCACGUGGACAAAGAAGCGUCGCUGCUUGAGCAGAUGCGGUCGUGGUGUGUUGGCAUUGCGAUCGACUAUGAAAACGCCUUGAUGUAUUGGACACAAAAGGGUCCCAGCAAGGGUGGCCGGGGCCGAAUUUUUCGCGCUGGAAUUGACAUUCCACCUGGAGAUACGGCAGACAAUCGUUCAGAUAUCCAGAUGAUGUGGGAAGAUUUACCAGAACCUAUCGAUAUUGAGAUCGAUAGUGAGACGCAGACUCUAUACUGGACGGACCGGGGCGAGCACCCCCUGGGCUGUGCGCUGUAUUGUUCUUAUGUGGGAGGAGAGAAGAUGGAUUUUCUCCAGAAAGUGAUUGUGGCGCGGCAUUUCCAUGAGCCGAUUGGGUUGAAGCUGGAUAAAGUGCAUGACAUUGUGUACGUUGCCGAUCUGGGUGGCAGCUUGUAUACGGUUUCGUUGGAUGAUGGGUUAAAGGUUGAGUUGAUUCGCAAUAACGGAUGCUACACAGGGAUCACCUUGGUUUGA
Molecule: messenger RNA, 1929 nt
Organism: Penicillium cosmopolitanum
Lineage: Eukaryota; Fungi; Ascomycota; Eurotiomycetes; Eurotiales; Aspergillaceae
Product: 3-hydroxyacyl-CoA dehydrogenase family protein
Exons: 2
Coding region: 1-1929 (642 amino acids)
Biological process (GO): fatty acid metabolic process
Molecular function (GO): oxidoreductase activity, acting on the CH-OH group of donors, NAD or NADP as acceptor; NAD+ binding
Source: RefSeq, a predicted model, not a curated record